AUGAAGGUUAUCCUUGCCAUCAACGCAGGGUCCAGCUCUGUGAAGAUUUCGGUCUAUUCUGCCGAGCCCAAGCAAUCACCCCAUCAGAUCGCAGAGACAGUCGUCAGUGGCCUGACAGCCCCACCGGCCCAAGUCUCAUAUACGCGCGGUGGUGUUGAGGUGAAGAAGUCUGAAGAUCUUGAAGACAAUGUGGCGACCCAAGACGACGCCUUCAGAGUCCUUCUCAAGACACUGAUUGAUGAUCCGGAACUACCACAGAUCAAACAAAAAGACGAUGUUGCUCUGACAUGCCAUCGCAUUGUCCAUGGUGGUGAUUACCCCUGUUCUCAGAUCAUCACCCAAGACACAUACCAUCACUUGGAGGAGCUCAGUGACCUUGCCCCGCUGCAUAACGGCCCUGCUCUCAAAAUCGUCAAGUCAUGCGUUGAGCAGUUACCGGAUGCUGUCAAUGUUGCAUGUUUCGACACACAGUUUCACUCAACCAUUCCCGAGCAUGUGCGGACCUAUCCCAUCAACCAACAAAUUGCCAAGAAGAAUCACCUAAGGAAGUAUGGUUUUCACGGCAUCAGUUACUCUUUCAUAACCCGGUCCGUCUCCGGGUACCUCAAGAAAGACCCAAAGGAGCUGAAUAUUAUCGCCCUUCACCUGGGAAGUGGUGCAAGCGCGUGCGCAAUUCGAAAUGGCCAGAGCUGGGACACCAGCAUGGGGCUAACCCCUGUGGCUGGGUUACCAGGGGCCACAAGGAGCGGGAGUGUAGACCCUAGCCUUGUAUUCCACUAUGCUAGUGAUGUUGGGAAGCUGUCCCCAAACUCGACAUCAGAACUGCAUCUCACGGAGGCCGAGGAAAUACUCAACAAGCAAAGUGGAUGGAAGUCUUUGACAGGGACUACUAAUUUUGGCGUCAUAGCUGCCUCGGACGAGCCAACACACAAACUCGCUUUUGAUAUUUUCGUUGACAGGAUAUGCGGCUUCAUCGGUACCUAUUUCGUUGCUCUAAGUGGCCAGGUUGAUGCUCUUGUUUUCGCUGGCGGUAUUGGCGAGAAAAGUGGCAAGCUGCGAAAGCGAGUAGUUGAACAGUGCGCCUGUCUAGGGUUCACCAUUGAUGACGAGCGUAACAGCGAGAAAAUUGAGUCCACUGUACAGGAGGUCAGCAAGCAAGAGUGUAAGUCCCGGACGUUGGUGUGCCGAACGGAUGAACAGUUUGAAAUGGCAAGACAAUGCACUGAGAAGGACGAACUCUGGUCGUGA
Messenger RNA from Colletotrichum truncatum, 1248 nucleotides. Its product is annotated as acetate kinase. Gene Ontology annotation, biological process: phosphorylation; acetate metabolic process. Gene Ontology annotation, molecular function: acetate kinase activity. Lineage: Eukaryota; Fungi; Ascomycota; Sordariomycetes; Glomerellales; Glomerellaceae. The record is from RefSeq and is a predicted model, not a curated record.